GGCGGGUCAUUCCGGAAGUGGAGGAUGCUGCGUAGUGGACCCCAUUGAGGUGGGGACCAGUUCUCUCCUCCAUGCGUGCGCGGAGGGGGCCUCCACGCAAAGGGACUGGCACCAAGCGACCACCGAAGAAGCUGAAACGUGGAAAAAGAAGCCGUGCAAAAUUAGAAAUCCAGGGCCCAGGCGUCUGCGGGAGCAGCAGCAGUGCCGUCUCCUUCCCAAAGGAGCCGGCCGAUACAACUGCGGAAGGGACUCGGUGCUUCGCCCGUCCGCCCAGCCUCGAGAUAAUGCUGCAGAGUGAAGGGAAGGGGUUCCCCAAGAGGAACGAAGACACGCACGGGGACCAGGCCGAUCUCUGCGUGGAACUGCCAGGGGCUGACGGCUGCUUCCCAAAGGCCGACAGUAAAGCCCUCUUCCAGCCCCGCGUCCAGGAUGUGGAGGAGGAGGAGGAGGAGGAGGAGGAGGAGGAAGACGAGGAGGAGAUCUGUGGAGCCGAGUUUUCGGACAGCUCUGAGAUGGAGCCGGAAGAGCUGCAGGGCCACGUGGUGGAGCUGGAUAACAGUGCCUUCUUGAACGAGGACAGCAACCAGCCGCUCCCGAUGGACCGGUUCUUUGGGAGCGUGGCCUUCAUGCAGGACCUCCCAGCUGCUCCGCUUGCCCGGGCCACUGCCAGCAGGCGAGAGUUCAGAAAGCUGCACUUCAUAGCCAAGGACGACGACGACGAAGAUGCUGAUGACGACGUCAUUUGAGCACCCAGAAUUACCAAAGAUCUACUGCCUUCUGCUACUUCGGUUUUUCUACACACUUGAGACAAUAAUGGCUAAAAUAUAGUUAACUGGUCGACUCUCCAGUGUGACGUCUUCCAAAGGUGUUUUCCUUCUACAAAAAGGCGCCAUCCAGUAUGGAUCCCAGGCAGUACCCACCGCCCAGGAGGGUAAGCCAAGGGCGGCAGGGGUGGUGUGAAAUCCUUGGCGGCAGGCAACUGCGUCUGUAAAAUCCUGACUUCCUUAGUGGGAGUCGUAGUACCAGAGGGGGCACGUGGUGGGAGUAGUAGUUCCAGAAGGGGCUCCUCCCUCUUUGAUUGGACCUGGAAGCAAGUUACCACAGAGUUGGUAUUUGCACUGUGGGGUGAUGCAUGGUUUCUUGCAGGCUUCCCACCAUCAGAGGUCUUGGAUCCUACCAAAGGACAUUUCGAGACACUUGGAGACUCUGCCCCUGGUAUAAAUUAACUCUGUGGUACUCUGUUAUCCUCUGCCCUUCAUACCCAAGAAGCAGUAACCUGUUUGGUCUGCAGCAUUUCUAGGACUCUUGGUUGCCUGGCGUGCAAGUCAACACCCUAGACCAGGCCUGCUCAACUGUGGCCCUCCAGCUGUUUUUGGACUACAACUCCCAUAAUCCCCAGCCACAGUGGCCAAUAGCCAGGGAUUAUGGGAGUUGUAGGCCAACAUCUACAGGAGGGCCGAAGUUGAGCAGGCCUGCCCUAGACUCACUUAAGAGAGCCACCUAGACUCACUUAAGAGAUUAAGAAUCUUGGCAAAGAAUGAAUUAAAUGAUAGCAUCUGAAAAUCCAGUCCAGUACCAAUAUAGUUCAUGAGAGAGGGAGAUUAUUUCAGGGCUGUGUUCUCUUUAAUCCAAUAGAGUUAACAGUGUGAUUCUUGGGCAAUUCCUAAAUGAACUACCUCCCCACUCCCUGCAAAUAUCUAGAAUGGCAUCGAGAGCUGGGCAUGGAUAAAAUGCACACCAAGUAACCAAAUGUAGAGGAUGAGGAAGAGAUCGGAUGGGUGUAUCGAACACCUUGGUGUUGAAUCCUGUUGGAUUCCUCAUUGGACAAUUUUUUUCAUUGGCUCCAACUUGAUUAGGAACUACAGAUACGUGGGUUUUAACCCUUUUGUAUCUGCAGAUAGUGAAAUUGGGUGUCAGACAUCUACAAAUAUGCGGAAAUAGAGUCUACGUAUAAUGGGGUUUGCCUUUAUAUCCCAACAAACACUACCAGAGAUUGCAGGAAGGUUUUUAUUUUCAAGACAGUCAUACAAAACUGCUUUAAUCCCCGAGAAUGACACUACUGCCAGAACAAGCCAUUUCUUUUAAGUUCUUCACAUUGCUACAUACUUAUGUAGCUAGUUCAGUAAGUUUAAAAAAAAAUCUAAAUUGUUCUGCGUUGGGUGCAGCAGACGAGUUGAGCCAAGAGAAAAGGCCAAAAAAAAAAAAAAAAAAAAAAGACACAGACUUACACAGGAGUAGGUCCCCUUGAAAUCAUUGGGACUCCUUUCGCUUUCUGUUGCACACAGAGUCCAAUAGCAUUUGUGUUUUUGAGUUUAUAGCACUUGUUGUCCCUGGUAUGGAAAAUCAAAGCACCCGGUUUUUUUUUCAGUUAAACAAAAUUAUUUCAGUAAUCAGAGAGAUGUUGAAUUGUAACAGGGGGUCUCAGACUUGGGUCUCCUGGAUGUUAUUGGACUACAACUCCCAUCAUCCCCAGCCAUAGCGCUGAUGGAAGGAGAGACUUCCACUCCCCCCUUGCACCAUUUUAUGAAUUAAAACUGUACACCCCCAAA
This is a messenger RNA of Hemicordylus capensis (graceful crag lizard), 2549 nucleotides long. RefSeq names its product chromosome 16 C1orf174 homolog (gene C16H1orf174). The coding region runs from base 72 to 746 and encodes 224 amino acids. NCBI's taxonomy places the organism in Eukaryota, Metazoa, Chordata, Lepidosauria, Squamata, Cordylidae. The record is from RefSeq and is a predicted model, not a curated record. The transcript has 3 exons.